CCUAAACCUAAAACCCUGAACAAAACCCUAGUCCCAAAAGAACAGAGAAGGCUGAAGCGCUGAAUGGAGAAGUGAGAAGUCGGAAGAGAGAUGACGCAGAAAGGGAAGCUGUUCAAAGGGCAGCAGAAGAGGAAGACAAUUCCUCCCAACCGCCAUGGAAAAAUGACUCAAAUUCGCAAAGGCAAGCGAGUAAUUAAGCCUGCGAAGGUCACCGGUGACAUGGAUUCCGAUCGGGAGAUAACAAAGUUCAUAAACCACUGCAAUGAGGUGAAGGCGGCAACCGCUGCAAACAAGGAAGGUGGCCAGUUAAGUAUAGUCAAAACACCUCAGGACGCCGGUAACAAUGCGAAGCAAUAGUAGUUGCCAAAGCUUGUGAAACUAUGGAAGCGGAGAGUGAUAGGUUGUCUGGAAACACUUGAAACAAACCCUCGUUGAAAAUUUUGUGGUGUUAUGUUGUGCUCUCGUUAUUUAGUUUGUAGCAUUUGAUUAGGUCUUAAAGUUUCGGAAUGUGACCUGUUACUUGUUUGUAUCAAUUCCAAUACAGCUUAUUCUGUUUCAUCUAAUUUAGCCUUGUUAAGGACCCCUCGUUUGAAUCUUUUGAUACCUGAAAUUGAGAAGCUAACAUUAACAAUGCUAUGUUGGUUAGAUCAACGCGUCCGAUUUCAAAUUUCCUAUUGUGUAGACUGCUUUGAGGGAAACAUGGUAUCUAAUGGGAUCUAAAUAAUUGUAAGUUAAUAUUGCAGAUCUGUGUUUAGUCAA
This is a messenger RNA of Pyrus x bretschneideri (Chinese white pear), 759 nucleotides long. RefSeq lists its product as uncharacterized. The transcript is spliced from 2 exons. The coding region runs from base 91 to 357 and encodes 88 amino acids. NCBI's taxonomy places the organism in Eukaryota, Viridiplantae, Streptophyta, Magnoliopsida, Rosales, Rosaceae. The record is from RefSeq and is a predicted model, not a curated record.